Messenger RNA from Drosophila biarmipes, 2659 nucleotides. It is a transcript of the gene Nek2, whose product is annotated as serine/threonine-protein kinase Nek2. Gene Ontology annotation, biological process: protein phosphorylation. The coding region runs from base 154 to 2397 and encodes 747 amino acids. The transcript has a single exon. Lineage: Eukaryota; Metazoa; Arthropoda; Insecta; Diptera; Drosophilidae. The record is from RefSeq and is a predicted model, not a curated record. Gene Ontology annotation, molecular function: protein kinase activity; ATP binding.
UCUCCACUUUUUGCAGGUAGCCGAAAAUGGAAAUUCCAGAAAGAGUCGAAAAUCCUGCAUCCCAAAAACCAGUCUCAGUUCAGUUUGGAUUUCGAAGCGAGCGGAUCGAAGACGAGCGGCGGAAUAAGAACAAGUUAGGAGUUUCUGGCAAAAAUGAGCGGUGAGGAAUCUGCCGGCAUGGACUUUUCGCAGAAGACCCUGCAGGACUACGAGGUGCUGGCCGUGAUGGGCAACGGGUCCUUCGGCACCUGCUACAAGGUGCGGGACAAGAGCACCGGCGAGCUGUUCGCCUGGAAGGGCAUGAACUACGACGAGCUGGACGAGGCCAAGUGCGAGGCCCUGGUCUCCGAGAUCAGCGUUCUGCGCCAGCUCCAGCACCCGAAUAUUGUGCAGUACUACCACCACCUGGUCAAUCGGGAGGCCAAGUCGGUGUACAUAGUGAUGGAGUGCUGCGCCGGCGGCGAUCUGGCCCAGAUUGUCCAGCGAGCCAGGGCCCAGAGGCAGCGCUUCGAGGAGCCCUACAUCUGGCGGGUGCUCUUCCAGCUCUGCCGUGCCCUGCAGGUGUGCCACAACAAGAUCCCCAACGGCACCAUCCUGCAUCGCGACAUCAAGCCGGCCAACAUCUUCCUGGACGCGGCUGGCAAUGCCAAGCUGGGGGAUUUCGGUCUGGCCAGGAUGCUGCGACGGGAUCAGAGCUUUGCCGCCUCCUUUGUGGGCACGCCGCACUACAUGAGCCCGGAGCUGGUAAGGGGCAGGAAGUACGACCGGAAGAGCGAUGUCUGGGCCGUGGGCUGCCUGGUCUACGAGAUGUGCGCCCUGCGACCGCCGUUCCGGGGACGAGCCUUCGACCAGCUGUCCGAGAAGAUCGCCCAGGGCGAGUUCAGCCGCAUCCCCGCGGUUUACAGUGCCGAUCUGCAGGAGAUCAUUGCCUUUAUGCUGGCCGUGGAUCACGAACAACGUCCCGGCAUCGAGGUCAUCAUUCGGCAUCCCCUGGUGGUGCGUAAUAUCAGCGAGCUGGAUGGCAAGUUCCCUAGCUUGAUUGAGGCAGGCGAGGAUUUCUAUACGUUGCCCACGGGCGGCAGACUCUUCGAGGACGAGGAGGAGGGGGAGGAGGCGCCGCCUGAGCUAUCCAGCACUUUGUUCACCACACAAUAUAGCUUCAACGAGGGCUAUGGCCAGAGGAGGCUCAGUGUCACUGGUGUUUUCACCCCCGAUCUGAGGAGUGAGCUUUUCUAUUCCGCCAAGCGAAAGAUCUUUCCCUCCAAGAAGCUGCAGCUAUCGGAUCCCGCCCUAUACGAGAGUAUAAGGAGAGAGGAGCGAGCGGAGGAGAGGCAGGUGGAGCUGGAGGAGGAACGGCGACGCAAGAGGCAGCAGGAGCAGGAGCAGCAGAAGCAGGACCAGGAGCAGCUGAGGAAGGAACAGCCUAGGGAGGCCACUAGCAGUCCGCGGGCCCUCACCCAAAACAUCUUCGAUGAGGUGCUGAAGACCCGCCUCCAUGCCAUUCGCGCCCAGGAAUCCCUGCUGCAGCAAAAACUGGAGGAGCUGCAGGCCCGGGAGCAGGAGCUGCAGCUCGCCGAGCAGCGGGUCCAGGCGCUGGAGCGACAGCUCCAGGAGAAGCUCCUCCAGCAGGAGAAGCCCAACUGCAGCUGCAGACAGCCCAUUGCUCCGCCCAUUCCGCCAAGGAAGCCUGUGAAGUCGCAACACGAUGACACCUACUGCACCAUCGAACUCAACGAAACGUCGCCGACGGUGGCCAAACUCAAUUUGGCCACUCUGCCGGCUCCCAAAUCCCUGAACACUCUGCGCAAGGUCACCUUCCAGUCGCCCAAGAAGUUUGUCACCUACGGAAUCGAGAACAUGCCGCCUCCGGCUCUGGUCAAUCAGGGCCUUAAUCCCCCACAGCCCGCGGCAGUUCCCAUGCAGAUGAGCGUGUCCAGCAAUGAUUCCGGGGACAGCCAGGCCUCCACCACCCGGCGGAAGUCCAUACUCUCCCUCUUCGGCCUGAGUCGCGGUUCCAAGGCGACCUCCAAGUCCCUGCCAGCGGUGAAUCAGGCCACACAGGCUGCUUCAGCUCGGGUACAGCGACCUCCGCUGGCUCUUAAGCCACCAAUCACCCAGGAACAGCCGGCAGCAGCUCCUCCGGUGGCCAAUCUCUGGACCAAGGAGCAAAAGAAACAGGCCUUCGAACUGCUGGCGGCCAUGAACGCGGCGGAGAGGGAGGCCGGAGGAGGAGUGGGCGGAGCAGGCGGAUGCGGACCCGGCGGAGCACGUCGCCAGCAUCUGAGGCAAUCGGUGAGGGAGCGCAACUCCACGCUCCAGCGGAAUCGCAUGCGGCGAUCUCUGGUGGUGGCCAGUGGCCACCAGAAGCUAUCAACGCGCGACCAGAUGGUGAUCUGAGCAGAGCAGACGGAUCUGAGGGGUUGUGGAGUCCAGGAGCCAUGGCAACCAUGGAAACUACGAGCGUUGUGAUGUGGAAUAAGUUCCGAAAUUUACAUAUAUAUUCCUUUUUUUAUACACAAACUUUUUUUUGCCAUAUUUUACAAUUGUAUUAUUAGCAGUAAGCUUUGAACUUUUUUCGCUGCCAUUUAUUGUGCAAUUUGUAUUAGUUAUAAAAUGUGUUUAUGCAGGAUUUUUGCAUUAAAUAAAAAGUAAUAAUAAU